AUGGUUAAAUUUUUAUUUAAAGUAUCGGGAGUGUUAGAGGGUGUGACGGACUUAGAGCCAGUGGAUACACCACAACAACCAUUCGAAUACACUUUCCGCAUUGAAUGUACCAAGUGUCGAACAAUACAUGACAAGGCGAUUCAAAUCAAUCGAUUUGAAAAACACGAAAUGGGUGGAUCUAGAGGCGAGGCAAGUUUUGUAUUUCGCUGCAAGGAGUGUAAGUACGAAAAUUCAGCCAAUAUUGAGAGGACUAAAGAGACAUUACAUUACGACGAGAACAAGCCAGUGCCGAUACUUGAAAUCGAUGCCAGAGGCUUAGAUUUGAUCGAGUUUAUUCCAAAUGGGAAAUUCCAGGCAAAAGGGACUGAGACAGGCACGAUAUUUAAUGAUAUUGAUUUACAGGAUUCAGAGUGGUAUGACGUGGAUGAAAAGACGAAUGAGGAAGUAUCUAUCACUGAAGUCAAAUGGACGAUUUCGAGAUCAUAG
This is a messenger RNA of Lodderomyces oxycetoniae, 486 nucleotides long. RefSeq lists its product as uncharacterized. The transcript has a single exon. Bases 1 to 486 code for a protein of 161 amino acids. NCBI's taxonomy places the organism in Eukaryota, Fungi, Ascomycota, Pichiomycetes, Serinales, Debaryomycetaceae. The record is from RefSeq and is a predicted model, not a curated record. Gene Ontology annotation, molecular function: zinc ion binding.